UUCUGUCUACUCUCCUAAUUAACAAGCUCUCAUGGCUUUUCUUCAAGAAAAGUUUCUUCUUUUGUGUCUUGUUACCUUUAGCAGUUUGUUCUUAGAAGUUUCGUCUCGAGGUGCAGUUUAUCGGCCACCAAACGUAGAGCGGUUGACAGACCGUUUCCCUCGUAUACCGUUCACCCAGGGGAUGUCCACAUUGUUUGGAGAAUCGAAUGUUCAUUUGAAAAGCAAUGGAUCAUAUGCUGAUAUUAUCUUAGAUAAAACUUCAGGUUCUGGAUUGAUUUCGAAAAAUAGAUACUACCAUGGAUUCUUCAGCGCUUCAAUUAAGUUGCCAGCCGGUUUUACUUCAGGAGUAGUACUAGCUUUCUAUAUGUCAAAUGCAGAUCAAUUUGCGCAUAAUCAUGACGAGAUCGACUUUGAAUUGCUCGGAUUUGCGAAAAGAAGGCAAUGGGUUCUUCAAACAAAUAUGUAUGGAAAUGGUAGUGUUAAAACUGGAAGAGAAGAAAAAGUUUAUCUAUGGUUUGAUCCAACACAACAGUUUCAUCAAUACACCAUCCUUUGGAACAAACACCAUAUUGUGUUUCUAGUAGACAACAUACCCAUACGAGAGGUGAUCUACAAUCAAGCGGUUUCAUCAGUGUACCCGUCAAAGCCAAUGUCGCUAUACGCAACCAUAUGGGAUGCUUCAGAAUGGGCCACGAGUGGAGGAAAGUACCCGGUGAACUAUAAAUAUGCACCGUUUGUGGCAUCGUUGGCUGAUCUAGAAAUCGUAGGUUGUUCGAUACAGAAAACGAACGCGACAAACAAUGGUUCUAUAUGUUCUAAAAACGCAACCCUUUCGAGCUCGGAUCCUGUGGAUGGAGAAGAGUAUGCAAGGCUAUCAAAGCAACAAAUGGCUGGUCUAAACUGGGUUAGGGGUAAACAUAUGUAUUACUCGUAUUGUAAAGAUAGAGCAAGAUAUAAGGUGAUGCCAGCUGAGUGCAAUUAAUGUUUAUAUGCCUUUGUGUUUCUUUAUACAAAACAAUCAAAAUUUAUUAACAAUUUUUUUAAAUAGGAUAUGCAAAGUGGAUUGUAAAUUUCCAUCAUUUUUAUUUUCUUUUCAAGUACUAAUGAAAAUAUUGUUACAACCA
This is a messenger RNA of Helianthus annuus (common sunflower), 1124 nucleotides long. RefSeq names its product probable xyloglucan endotransglucosylase/hydrolase protein 33. Lineage: Eukaryota; Viridiplantae; Streptophyta; Magnoliopsida; Asterales; Asteraceae. The coding region runs from base 32 to 982 and encodes 316 amino acids. Gene Ontology annotation, cellular component: cell wall; apoplast. Gene Ontology annotation, biological process: xyloglucan metabolic process; cell wall biogenesis. The record is from RefSeq and is a predicted model, not a curated record. The transcript has 4 exons. Gene Ontology annotation, molecular function: hydrolase activity, hydrolyzing O-glycosyl compounds; xyloglucan:xyloglucosyl transferase activity.